Messenger RNA from Paraphaeosphaeria sporulosa, 687 nucleotides. RefSeq lists its product as uncharacterized. The record is from RefSeq and is a predicted model, not a curated record. The coding region runs from base 1 to 687 and encodes 228 amino acids. NCBI's taxonomy places the organism in Eukaryota, Fungi, Ascomycota, Dothideomycetes, Pleosporales, Didymosphaeriaceae. The transcript has a single exon.
AUGGACGCGGCCAUCAGCCGCAAGCGUUCGCGGCUCGCCCUGGACAACGACAACGACGAUGCUGACUGGACGCCGCCCCUGCCGUCGCCCGCCGCCGACAGCGCGGGCGACACGCUCAAGCGCUCGCGCACGCAGAGCGAGCUGGAGGAGCUCGCUGUCAUACCGCCGGACGAGGCGUGGACCGUCGACGUCGCCGGCAUCCUCGCGUCCAACACGCUGGCAGCCCCGCCUGGGAGCCGCCUCCGCCCGCACAGCAACGCAGACAGGCAUUGCAGCGGCUCCAUACUCGUGCUGUGCGUCCAGGGCAACGUGCAGCUGCACUACGACCUGCUUUGCUCGAUGCUGCCACAGCUCUACUCCCUCUCGCCCAGUCUGCAAGCCCUGGUGCUCUGCCGCGACCCCUCCUCCCACGUCCCCUCGGCCGCUGCUACCUUGUCGCUGCCCCUGGUCCAGGCCGUGGGCCAUGGCUACAACCACUUCGUGCGCCUCGGCCUGCUGCACCCCCUCGGCGGCGGCGAGCAUCCGCUGGACGCCCUCGUUGUCGUAGAUGGGCGAGCGCGCCGACGGCUGGUGCUGCCUUUCGGCUGGGGUGCGGGCAAGCACGCUGUCACGCCUGCCGGGCGCAUCGUGCAGGCGCACUUGGCGAGCCUCUUGACGUCGUGCGUGGAGACGCUGGCACGGGAGUGA